Molecule: messenger RNA, 2970 nt
Organism: Tympanuchus pallidicinctus (lesser prairie-chicken)
Lineage: Eukaryota; Metazoa; Chordata; Aves; Galliformes; Phasianidae
Gene: PDLIM3
Product: PDZ and LIM domain 3
Exons: 8
Coding region: 135-1229 (364 amino acids)
Biological process (GO): heart development; muscle structure development; actin cytoskeleton organization
Cellular component (GO): Z disc; adherens junction; filamentous actin
Molecular function (GO): muscle alpha-actinin binding; actin binding
Source: RefSeq, a predicted model, not a curated record
AGUGCUUGGGGUGACCACAACAUCCCAGGAGUCAGCUGCCCUGUCCUGCAGGUGCCCAGCACACAUCCUCCUGCAGUUCAGCCCUCAUACACACAAAAGGAAAACAAGCAGGAACCCAGCAGCACCCAGCCACGAUGCCACAGAACGUUAUUCUUCCAGGACCGGCACCCUGGGGAUUCAGGCUCUCAGGAGGAAUAGAUUUUAACCAACCUUUGAUCAUAACCAGGAUUACACCUGGAAGCAAGGCUUCUACUGCCAACUUGUGCCCUGGUGAUGUUAUUGUGGCUAUCAAUGGCCUAAGCACAGAGAACAUGACACACAAUGAUGCUCAGGAAAGAAUUAAAGCAGCUACACACCAGCUUUCCUUGAGAAUAGAGAGGGCACAAACUAAAUUAUGGUCGCCGCAAGUUUCAGAAGAUGGCAAAGCAAAUCCCUUCAAGAUAAAUUUGGAAGCUGAACCACAGGAUAUGAACUACUUUGAACACAAGCAUAAUAUUCGGCCCAAACCUUUCAUACUCCCAGGCCGAAGCAGUGGAUGCAGCACUCCUUCGGGGAUUGACUGUGGCAGUGGACGUAGUACCCCCUCUUCAAUUAGCACGGUUAGCUCCAUCUGCCCCACCGAGCUGAAAGCAGUGUCUAGGAUGGCCCCUAACGUUCCCCUGGAAAUGGAGCUUCCUGGUGUCAAGAUUGUACAUGCUCAGUUUAACACACCUAUGCAGUUGUACUCAGAUGACAAUAUCAUGGAAACACUGCAAGGCCAAGUUUCUACAGCUCUGGGGGAAACACCCGUAAUGAGUGACCCAGCUCCCACGGCAGUGCCUCAGUCUGACGUGUACAGGAUGCUGCACUCCAACCAACAGGAGGAGCCCAGCCAACCCCGCCAGUCUGGCUCCUUUAAGGUGCUCCAGAAUUUAGUCUCCGAGGAAGAUGGACGUCCAGUGGGUACAAGAAGUGUGAAAGCACCUGUAACAAAGAUACCUACUGGCCUGCCCGGAGCCCAGAAAGUACCACAGUGUGACAAAUGUGGGAGUGGAAUUCUAGGAACAGUGGUGAAGGCACGUGAUAAAUACCGACACCCAGAAUGUUUUGUGUGCUCUGACUGCAAUCUUAACCUGAAACAAAAAGGCUACUUCUUUGUGGAAGGCCAGCUAUACUGUGAAGCUCAUGCACGAGCUCGCAUGAGGCCACCAGAGGGAUAUGAAGCAGUUACUGUUUACCCGAAAUGCUAGUCUUACAUUAGCACACAAAUAUACGCAUGCACACGAGAAGCCAUUAACAGCUUAGAACAGCAGUACAACUGUCAGGACUUCUGUCUGAAUUCAAAGUAGCAGCUUUUAAACUUUCUCUUGUGAUAUUCUGAGGUGGAAGUCCCUAUUAAUCAGCAGUAACAUACCAUACCAGUAAAAUUCAGCUAAAAUUUUAUCCUUGAAGUUGCCAAUACAGCUCAAUGGAGUAUGAACUGAAACAGCUGUACAGGAAUAAAUAAAAUAAAUAAAUAAAACAAUUGAAACAUCAGGGGUAUUACACAAUUACUGAGGUAUAUGCACCCAGUUGCUGUAAUUAAGACAUUAUUUUUAACAUGUUAAGAAUCUAAUAUCCGUACAAAUAGCAAACCAAUCAAAAGCCUCAUUGUGCUACAGGCUGGGCCCUACCCAAGAAAGAAACAUGAUCAAUCAUUAGAAAAGAAGCUAUUUUACAUGGAUACUACAAAACAAUGGGAUGUUCAUGCCUGUUUCAACCAUUCAAUUAUCACCAAUGUGUGCCAAAAAUAGAUUCUGCUUACUUUGCUUUCAAUUUGGGGUUAUAUUUUCUUGAUUUUCUGAUGCAGCAAAUGUGUUAAGAAAUGAAUGUCAUUUCAUAUAAUAAAAGGGCUAGUAUCAUAAUGAUCAUUUAGUUAAGAAGCAAAAUAAUUCUACACUGUUUAAUGAUUUGCAAAUGAAAUCACCUUUUAGCUCUCACAUCACUUAGCAGAAAAUUAUUCUGAGGUAGGCACACCAAUACAUUAUUUUUGGGAGAAAAAAAAAGAAUUUGUUCUAUUAGGAAUUCACUGCAAAUUGAGAAUGAAAGUAAAUUUAAAAGCCUUUCCACAGAAAAUGUUUCUUUCAAGUACUGUUCAUUUUUUUGUUUCCUCUAGAUUAUUCAAUUUCCAUAAUAGGAACAAUGGGAAAAUAUCACCAUAGUAUCUUAAUUCCUGAUAAUUAAAACUUGGACAACUUAUAAAAUGACUGAUAAUUAACACUUAGAAAGGAAAGAUCUUUUAUGAAAAGACUGGUGAACUCACAGUUUUCAAAUGAAUUUCUGAAUUUCUGAAUGUUCUGUAAGGGCUCCAUUGCUUUCAGGUAGGUAUGCCAGCUGCAUACACACACGCACAUGACAAACUUCGCCUUAGCAUCUUCCAGAAAUACUUAACACAAUACUUAAAUUCAUAGCAGAAAUGAACAACUCAGUGACAAAGAAUCUUACUUUUCUCGCUCUAAAAAUGAAAAGCUUAGAAUGUAAGAAGAAUCAGGAAUCAAAAUAAGAGGCUGUAUACAAUUUAGAUUUAUUUUAAAAAAUCAGAUGAGUCCCAAAGCCUGAAAUGCAAUGUUUGCAUAUUCAAAGACUUUUAGUUUUAGUUUUAGUAUUAUUUCAGAAUUAAAAUAUUUUAAAAAUCUAUGUGUCACUGUAUUCAGAAUUUAAAACUGCAUAUCAAAAGCAUAUAGAGGCACAUCCCUUUAAAUAUUAGCUAGCAAAUUAUUUUCUGGCACAAAACAAUUCUGUUCCUUAUGUAUCAUGAAGGCUAUAUGUAGUAUUUAUAUUUUUCCACUGAUAAAAUUCAUAAAGUAAACCUAAAAAUCAUUUUGACAGUGAGAGUGCACGUGUCUAUUUUUACAAACUUGCAAUGCGUCAUUGGUGUUUUUAAAUAAUUGCUUAAUGUUCAUUUCUUUGUGGAGCAACUGAAGGUAAAAAUAAAUAUACUAUAUAUGAUAA